Messenger RNA from Darwinula stevensoni, 864 nucleotides. The record is from the annotation of a GenBank genome assembly. Lineage: Eukaryota; Metazoa; Arthropoda; Ostracoda; Podocopida; Darwinulidae.
AUGGUGGUCUGGAUCGCCUUGGGCGUCGCGAUCGUGGUGGCAAUCGUGGCCAACCGGUUCAUCCUAUCCAGGGCGAGAAAAUUCGGGGCGAUGUCCUUGUCGACCCUCGAGGUGAUAGCGGUGCUGCUCUCGCGCCAGAUUCCCAAGAGCUUCGACGUCUACAGCUUGUCCACCAAGUUCUUCAUCACCAUCGUCUCCUUCUUCGCGCUCAUCAUCAGCACCAACUACACCAGCGAGCAACUCUCCCAGUUCUCCGUGAUCAAGAAGAUGAGGCCCAUUUCCAACUUCGAAGAGCUCGUCGACAGCAAACUCCCAGUCCUGAAGAACGAACUCUUGGAUAUCCUGCUUCGCGGUGAGGCUGGAGAACGAUUUCAGAGGCUGAAGAUCUGGAACUUGAAAGAAUACCCCACGGUGGAGCAGGCGUUGGUGUACGUAGCUAAGGGAGACGCAGCAUAUUUUGAUGCCGGGACAGCCGUGAAAUAUACCCAAUUCCUAAAAUUUACUGAUUCACUCGGACAAUCACCCGUUUUUGUACCGGAAGAAUGCAUUCAAGGAUUCAACGUUGGAUUUGUGAUUCCACGCCAUGCAUACUUCAAGGACCUGCUGAAGCGAGCCAUAUCCGGGCUGGGGGAAGGAGCGCUGAUCCCACAUUGGUGGAAGGAACUGCUGGAGGAAGAGAGGAAGGCCAAGCUCGAAGAGAUUGCACUCACCCAGGAGGAGGCAAAGCCACCGAGACAACUAACACUCAUUCAGUUGGCUUGGGCCUUCAUGCCACUCCUUGGCGGAUAUGCUAUUUCCUUUUUCGUGUUCAUCAUUGAGACUCAGAUAGGAAAGAGGAAGUCAACCCUUGUCGUGUCGAUGUAA